Arabidopsis lyrata subsp. lyrata is the source of this 2118-nucleotide messenger RNA. RefSeq names its product sodium/calcium exchanger NCL. Gene Ontology annotation, cellular component: membrane. Gene Ontology annotation, molecular function: calcium:proton antiporter activity; calcium ion binding. The transcript is spliced from 7 exons. Lineage: Eukaryota; Viridiplantae; Streptophyta; Magnoliopsida; Brassicales; Brassicaceae. The record is from RefSeq and is a predicted model, not a curated record. Gene Ontology annotation, biological process: calcium ion transmembrane transport; intracellular calcium ion homeostasis. The coding region runs from base 155 to 1921 and encodes 588 amino acids.
ACACGAUUUACACACACACACACACGUUUAUCUGUAUAUAAACACGUAUAUGUGUGUAUAUAUAUAUACAUACUCAUCCACAAAACUCACUACUGCCAUGAACGUCCUCCUUUGAUUUUAUCUUUUUUGUUGUUUUCUUCUUUCGAAAUCAAUCAUGAGAUUCAGAUCUCUCAUCUCUCUCCUCUUCCUUCUCUUCUUCACUUCAUCUGCUUACGCUCGAUUCGUCUCCCUCCAUCCAUCUUCGACGAGUCUUAUCUCCGAUGGAAUCGACGGUGGUUCAAAUCUCGACGGUGGCUCCGGAUCGGUUAUCAAGACGGUUGUUUCGGCUCCGGCUGAGGAAAAGGAGGAAGCUUGUGAACAGACGUAUGGGUUUAUGCCGUGUACCAAGACCGCUCUUGGAAACGUGUUUCUGAUUUUGGUUUAUGGAUUUCUCAUGUUCACGGCUGCGACGUAUCUCUCUGCCGGAAGUGAGCUUCUUCUUGAGAUCCUUGGCCCUGGUAUUGUCGGUGGUUUGUUUCUUCCUAUGCUCGGUGCUCUUCCUGACGCUAUGCUUAUUAUGGUGUCUGGACUUUCUGGAGACGCAGCAACUGCUCAAAGCCAAGUUUCUGUGGGAAUGGGUUUGCUUGCUGGCUCCACUGUUAUGCUUCUCACUGUUAUCUGGGGAACUUGCACUGUGGUUGGCAAGUGUGACCUUCGAGAUUCUAUUGCUGUUAACAACCAAGACACUAAAGGCUUCCAUCUUAAAGAUUCUGGUGUAACUGUUGAUAUUUGGACCAGCUAUGCUGCAAGAAUAAUGGCUAUAUCAGUUAUUCCGUUCGUCAUUGUCCAGCUUCCGCAGAUGUUGGGCUCUACAUCUGGAAGACAAUUGUCCGUGUUGGUUGCUCUAAUCCUUUCAGUUCUUAUGUUGAUCUCUUACUGUGUAUAUCAGGUCUUCCAACCGUGGAUCCAAAGGAGACGGCUUGCUUUUGCAAAACACAAGCAUGUUAUAUCAGGAAUACUAAAGCACUUGAAACAACAUGCUCUGGGAAGGCUUCUUGAUGAUGAAGGUCAGCCUGAUGAACAUGUCAUUCGAAGGUUGUUUGAGACAAUUGAUGCAAACAAGGACGGACACUUAUCAGCGGCUGAACUAAAGGCGCUUAUCAUUGGGAUCAGCUUUGAGGAGAUAGAUUUUGACAAGGAUGAUGCUGUGGGAAAACUUCUCCAAGAUUUUGAUAAGACUCUUGAUGAGCAAGUUGAUGAAGAAGAGUUUGUCCGUGGAAUUAAGCAUUGGCUUAUCCAGGCAAUGGGAGGUGCUCCAUCUGGUCCUGAUGCCGGUCCUCGAACAAUGAAAUUCCUUGACAAUUUCCAUGUGCAAACAAAGAGAGAGCAUGCUCUGUUGGGAGAUAACGAGAAUGGUGAGAAUGAUGAGGAAGGCGAAGGCGGUGAGGUUGCAGACCCAAAAUGGGUCACCAUUAAAGCAGCUCUGCUGCUACUGUUAGGAGCUGCCAUUGCAGCUGCAUUUGCUGAUCCUUUAGUCGACACUGUUAACAACUUCUCCGCAGCCACAGGGAUCCCGUCUUUCUUCAUUUCCUUCAUAGCUUUGCCUUUGGCCACCAAUUCAAGUGAAGCUGUCUCUGCCAUCAUCUUCGCUUCCCGCAAAAAGAUCAGAACCGCCUCUUUAACUUUCUCUGAGAUAUGUGGUGGAGUGACAAUGAACAACAUUCUAUGUCUCUCGGUGUUCUUAGCGAUCGUCUACCUUCGAGGACUAACAUGGAACUUCUCAUCAGAAGUGUUAGUGAUUCUCAUCGUUUGUCUGGUGAUGGGUGGUUUCGCGAGUUUCCGCACAACUUAUCCUCUUUGGACAUGUUUCAUAGCUUACUUGCUUUACCCAUUCUCCUUGGGUCUGGUCUAUAUUCUUGAUUACUGGUUUGGCUGGUCGUAGAGAUCACACUCUGUUCAAAGAGUUUGUCCACAUGAGUGAGUUUCUUCUCGCGUGUUUCGUUUCUUCUCUAUAUAUGUUUAUGGAUUCCAGAGUGUAAAAACUUACAAAAGUUAAAAUUCUGAGAUUUGUCAGUGAUUAUGUAUUGAAAACACAGUCUUAUUAUUAAGCUAAUAUUACAUCUUGAUUUUUGCUUGCUA